Molecule: messenger RNA, 4127 nt
Organism: Monodelphis domestica (gray short-tailed opossum)
Lineage: Eukaryota; Metazoa; Chordata; Mammalia; Didelphimorphia; Didelphidae
Source: RefSeq, a predicted model, not a curated record
UAUUCCCACGCGGCGCGACAGAACUGGCGCCAGGAGGACGGGGAGGCCUGCUGAACGGCCCCUCCCUCUACGCUGUCCUAGUCCCAGCCUGCUGCGGGGCUCGUCAGUCCCUCAGUUCUCUGGCCCCAAGAGCCGGGGCUCCGGGUUGAUUUUUGUAGUGCGGGUCUCUGAGGCUCCGGGAGACGGGAGGAGACCCUCGUCCUGUCCCUGGCCCUACCGCAGACCCCUCCGCAGCCCAGAAUGCUGCCUGCCCCAGGACGCCAAGCUGGCCCCCUAGAGCUUCUGUAGGCUGGAGCACCCGAGGCCACCGGCUAUCCUCCGUCUGUGCAGGGCCAGCACACUUCCGCAGCCUGGAGAGUAUAGGUUUAAGCGCCAAAAGGAGGAAAUCCCGAGGGUUCCUCCAAACAGAAAAAGAAGCAUUUAACUCCGUUUUAGAAUUUCUAAAUUGUGAUAUACUGACACAGGAUGAGGCCAAUAAGAUGACAUUCUUGAGCUCUGUGACCAUCCUGUGCAGUGCUGUGAAAAGUCAGGAGCAUCCCAAUAUGAACUACUACUGCAAUAAAUCCAUCUUGGCCCAGAAAGUGGAGUUAUUGAUUGUUGAAGAGCCCAGCAACCUGCUAAUCAGUUCUCUGAGACAACAAGCCAUGUUCUGCAUCAUGGAAAUGAGUAAUGUAAAGCCAAAGUUCCCGACCUUACAGAGAAUAAAGUUGAUAAAAUCAGGUAUCAACAGCCUGUUUUCCUUGCCCCCCGGCAUGGAGACUGACACCAAUAGGGAGAUCGUUAGUCUCUACAGCCAGACUGUUCGGGCCUUGGAUGAAAUGUUGCAAGGACUGAUGACUGAAACAGAGAAUCCUAGCAUGCUGGUAUUUACUGAGAUCGUGAAGGUUAUCAUGCCCUGGAUCUUGUCGGAAAAGUCCUUUGAGAAAGCCCGGGCUUUGAGCAUUAUUUCCCGACAACUAAGAUUCAUUAGCAGCUUUCCUCAACUAAGACACAUGGAUGAUUUCAAGAUUGGUGGGAAGCUGAUGGGCAUCGUGGGCCUGUUUUGUAUGGACUCUGACUUUGACGUCAGCUCACAAGCCUCAGAAUCACUCCAUUACUGCUUCAAAGUCUUUGUGAACCAGAGAUAUGGAGAAAUUAAGGUUUACAGAGAUUUGAAUCUGAAGAGUGAUGAAGAACGGUGCAAACUCCUUAUAAAUUUGCAGAAGGAUUUUCAUGCAGAAUGGUCCAUCAACCUGCUGUAUAUUGUUAUGUUCUUCAGGACAUUUCUGAACCCUGCGGAGAGGACAGAUAUUAUUACACUGUGUGUGGAUGCCUUAACCAUUGGUAGCAAGUUUAACACUUUGUCAGCUGUUGGGAUGUUGGAGAAGAUAAUGAAAGAGCCUUUUCCUGAACUCAAUGAGGUGCCAGGCCUGAUCCAGACCAUUCACAGCCAUCUGAGCAGCAUCAAGGAUACUGGCGCAAUGACAGUCAUACAGAACCUGCUCCAGAAGCUGGCCUGGAAGUACCCCGAUGAGGUCAUGCUGAAGCUGGUGGACAUCCAGGACAAGGAGCAAGAUAGAGAGAUGUGGAAGAUCUUGGCAGCAUCCCCAAAAGGCAUUGCUAUGAUCCUGAGUGUUCUGCUGAAGAGAAUGAAAUCCUUCAAUUUUCUGGAGCCUGCAGAGCUCUUGAAGUCUUUGAAGAUAAAUCCUCUGCUGGCCAGCAGGGCUCUCAAUGCCCUUCUUUUGGAAUCCAAUUCUAAGUUAAACGUGGAGACCCUCUACCCUUGGCUGUACAUGGCACUCCUGACCCUGAUCUCCUUCCUGGUGUUUGAAGGGGGCAUCAAGAACCUCCACAAUCUGCCAGGGGUGCCUGAAUGGCUAAACCCUGUGAGCCAUUCCAUUGAGUGCCUGAAGACCUUGAUCUGUUCGGCUGGAUAUGAUUACCAGGUAUCUUUCCUGCAGAAUCACCGCACCUGGGAGCUGCUCACUGAUCCAGAGGGAUACCUAGAGGGAAUCUCCCUGAUAGCUAAGUCUAUGACCAUAAGGAACUUCUGGCAUAUUCGCCCCAUUGUUAGCCUCAUCUUCCACAUCCUCUAUGGGCAUGAAGAUGGGAGUUCUGUUACCGCCUUGGCUGUCCUUGCUGAGCUUUUUCAGAGCGCAGAGGUGGCAGCCAUGGUGGAUGAAAACAUCAUCGAAUUCCUCAUAAGCACUAUAAAAAAGAAUGAUCCGGUGACCCAAAAGCUGGUGCUAAAGUCAGCGGGGAACCUUGGGGUCCAUAAGAAUACGGGCAAGUUCCUCCGAUCCCUGCAGCCCUAUGUACUGAAUAGCUGCUUCUCCACGAACUCCGUGAUUGUGACAGAAGCCUUCUUAGCUCUGAGGUGCAUCAUCUGCAACCUAAACUGGACCGACUCAAUCAUCCUGCUCAUCGAGAUCUCUUGCAUUCUGCGGCCCUUCUUUGAUGAUGACUCAGAGGAACAUCGCUAUAAUUCAAUCGAUAUGUUUGGUAUCCUCUUGUCCAAGGUGAAACGGAGGUUCCUGAUGGUUUCCUUCAGGUACCAGAUCCAUUGCAGCCUGAUUCCCUUGUUGUUCCACCUGCAGGAUGAGAGCAGCAGUGUGGCAAGUGCCAGCAGGGAUAGCCUCUUCCUCUGUGCCAAAAUUCUGGUUUGCCCAAAGUUCAAGUCAGUGUGUGCUGGUGAAGACACAUUCAUCAUUGGGAGGACCCUGCUGGAGGAGCAAAAGGACAAGAUCUCCUGGUUCCUGAGCCAGAGCCUCAGCUACUAUAGUAGUUCCCAGGCAAGCAUUCGCCAAAUAGCCGUGUGGUUGACAAGCCAGAUUAUCCAGAUCAAGGAUCUAGAAUAUGAUGAGGAAUAUAAGGAAGUCUCUUCAGCCCUAAGACGCAUGAAAAAAGAUGAAGACCCAGCUGUCGCCUGCUUGGCAGCACAGACCAUCUGGAUUUUGAGAUCCAGGAGGCUGCAUCGUGGUAAAAUACGUCGUGUUGUUUGGUGCUUCUGAGCUAGAGGCCCAGCCACAAUGUCUCUGCCCCUGUGCCUCUGCCAGGCCAUCCCCCAUGCUCGUUCCUCCUCACCUCUGCCUCAAAGCAUCCUUGCUUCCCUCUCAGCUACCCAGGAGGGCUUCCCUGAUCACCUGCCUUUCUCAUGUUGUUGUUCUGACCCUCCUCAUAUUACCUUGUCUUUGCUUCUCUGUGUAUAUGCCUGGAGUCAGGAAAGCCUGAGUUCAAAUUUGGCCUCAGGCACUUACCAGCUAGGUGACCCUGGGCAAGUCACUUUACCUCUACCAUACUCAGUUUCUUUAUCUAUAAAGUGGGGAUAAUAACAACCCCUACCUCAUAAGGUUGCUGUGUGAGGAUCAAAUAAGGUAAUAUUUGCGAAGCACUUAGCAUAGGGCCUGGCUCAGAUCUGGUAAGCGCUAUAUAAAUGUUAAUUUAUUAUAAGUGCUUUUUGAAAUAAAAUGAGGCUUCUAAGCCUUGCAUCUAUGAGGUUGAUGCUGUUUGAUUUCUGCAAAAUUUAAUGAGAGAAAAUGGAAGUAGUCCAGAGUUUAUUCAUCCCCCCCCACUUUCAUAUUUUGUUUAUGAAAUAUCACGUUUCUGUUAGCUGUGUGAAGAUGACCUCACGCUGUGUCUUCCCCUCCAGGACAGUUCCUCCACCUCUGCCCCAGAACCAAGAGUCCGAAUGACCUAGCAUUUAUUAAGUGUCUUGUGUUUGCUGCACUGUGCGCGCUAGGCCUGGGAUACAGUGACAAAAAGGGAAAUACAGGGUCAAAGAGCUUGCCUUUGACAGGGGUGAGGUGGGGGGAUUGGACAUGGACAUAAAAGAGUCCCCACAGGAUCAUCUGAGGGAGGUGGAGGAGGGUGAGAGAAGCACUGAGAAACCUGAGGGUCGUGAAGGCCUUUUCAUAGGAGGCAGAAGCUACAGGCUCCAAGGGGCAAAAGGGAGGAAGGAAGGGGCCCUCAAGGCAAGGCCAUGAGGCCAUGACUGCUGAGUCUAGAGCAGGGCAAGUCAUGAAUGGGAGAGGGAGAGUAAUGACUGCACAGGAAGCUUAGAAGUCUGAGAGGCUUUAACAAACUGAACAGUUUGUUUUUAUCCUUGAGACCAGAGGGAAUCCCUGAAGGUUCUUGAGCAGAGGAGAUUC